AACGAACGGAUAAAAACAACUCGUCAUUCAUUGACUUAAGGAUUUAUGGAAGAUUUUCUGAUUCAAAGUGCGCAAACCGUUGAUCGUUGCUAUGGAUACCGAGCUGUUGGUGACUGGAGUACUCCAGCUGACCUGGGGAGUCUUCUUCUAAAGAUAUAUGAAUGAGCUGAAGGCUACUCUGCGAGAUCUGGAACAACGCUAUUUACUCUUCAAACAGCAACAAUUCACAUUUGUUGCAGCUCUGGACCACACACGUGAGAACGCCCACGACAAGACCAAGCCUGUGUCUACUCUUUCACAGGUUCAAAAUUACCUGGACCAUUACUGUAACAAUUCAACAGACAAGCGAAUCCUGAUCAUGUUCCUGGAUCUUUGCAAAGAUCUGAGUGAAUUUUGUAGUCAACUUGAGGAUAUAAAUCCCAAAGCUUGCUCACCUGAUGAUAGACUGGAAAAAUGCAAACUCCUUCUCAGCUGCAACAAUGACAUGUCCAACAUUCGAGCCAAGUAAGUUUUGUAAAAUCAUUAUAAAAUGUCAUGUAUCGGUUUGUAUCGAUGUAGUCCAUCAAAUUCACAAUGCUGCACAAUUUUGCUGAAGAAAGGCUUGGCCUGGUGUGAUCUAGUAGCUCAAGCAAUUAAAUGUUUUACCACAAACUGAAAUUCACAUGUCCCAAAAUUCAUUUGUUGAAAUUCACUUAGCCUAAGAUCAAUAAAGAAAGAACUUCCAUUUCUGUAAUGUUUAUCAUGCUUAUAAUGUAGAAAAUGUGGCAGACAAUUUUCAUGUA
Messenger RNA from Rhincodon typus (whale shark), 782 nucleotides. RefSeq names its product sperm acrosome associated 9 (gene spaca9). Gene Ontology annotation, cellular component: sperm flagellum; acrosomal vesicle; ciliary base. The transcript is spliced from 3 exons. The record is from RefSeq and is a predicted model, not a curated record. NCBI's taxonomy places the organism in Eukaryota, Metazoa, Chordata, Chondrichthyes, Orectolobiformes, Rhincodontidae. Bases 158 to 508 code for a protein of 116 amino acids.